Molecule: messenger RNA, 1863 nt
Organism: Bolinopsis microptera
Lineage: Eukaryota; Metazoa; Ctenophora; Tentaculata; Lobata; Bolinopsidae
Product: calcium-independent phospholipase A2-gamma-like
Exons: 10
Coding region: 110-1462 (450 amino acids)
Biological process (GO): arachidonate metabolic process
Cellular component (GO): membrane
Source: RefSeq, a predicted model, not a curated record
AUUUAUUUUUAGGAUUCUUCAAAUUAAACGUUUGGAGAAGAUGAAUAUUGGACGAAGCAAGAAAAACUGAAGACCAUCUAAAGUCUAUCAGCAGGGCGCUGCAAAAAUCAUGUACUUUCAGAUAAUAUGUCGGAUUGCUAAAAGAAGAUGUCCGCUCAGUUUAAACUUCAGCCCUAUCAAGCUGUGUUCCCGCACUCUGUACGGAGAUAAAGUGAACACAGAUUGGAGAAACCUGAUUUACUAUCUAGAUACUGACAAUGAGAUAGAACUGAAGGUUGUGACUGAAACUAUCUCUAAGAAAGUGCUGGGAAACCCUCUGGAGAAGUACUAUGUCGUGGAUAACCAGGCGAUGCUGGGUAAAAUAAACAACCUGACAACACACCGAGACCCGCACGUCAGGUUCAACGCCCGACAAAUCCUACACUGUGUAGGAGUAGUUCCUAAACAGAGACGUGGCAUCAGGAUACUCAGUAUUGAUGGUGGGGGUACUCGAGGCAUUAUAUCUAUCAGCGUACUGAAGAAGCUCGAAGCACUGACCAGCAAGCGAGUACACCAGCUGUUUGACCUGUGUAUCGGAACAAGUACCGGCGCCCUACUUAUAGCGCUUCUCAUCGCUCAGAGGAAACCUUUAGACGAAGUGCUCGAGAUCUAUCUCGAGCUUAGCAAGGAGGUGUUUGGCGGAAGAUCAGUGUUAGCAAUGGGACGGUUUGUUUGGACUCAACACCGUUACAGUACUGAUAUAUGGGAGGAAGUUUUGCGGAGCACGUGCAAGGAGUGGAGGAUGGCAGAUCUCAGCUGUUGGGAUGAGACUCCUCUUAUCGCAUUUGUUAGCUCUGUUGUUAAUCACGAGGUCGUUCAUCCGUACGUGUUCAGGUCCUACGAUCUGCCGUACCUUUCGAACAGGAAGGAAGUUUACCGAGGAGGGUACGCGCAUUACAUGUGGGAAGGACUCCGCGCGAGCACUGCUGCGCCCAGCUACUUCCGAGAAGUAGCGAUAGGUGGGGACGUACAUAUUGACGGGGCGCUUCUCUACAACAAUCCUACAGCGCUGGGAGUUCGUGAAGCAAAGCGUGUCUGGCCAGACGAACUGCCUCAGUGUGUUGUCUCUAUAGGAUCGGGGAAGCUGCCGUGGCAGUACAGAGCUAUAGAGGCUAAACCUACCUCCCUGUUAGAUACCAUGAACCACGUUAUAGCCGGAGCAACAGAAACUGAGACUACUCACCUUACCUUAGCUGACUUGCUAGACAAACAAGUUUACUACAGGUUCAAUCCCCACAUCAUGGAGAUAACCCCUCUUGAUGAAAUAAACAACAAAGUUCUAGAAAACCUAAUACUCCAGACUGACUCCUUUGUCAGGAAGAACUCGAGUAAAUUCCAGCAAUGCAGCAAAGCUCUACUAAAAGAAUGUAAGAAUAACCCUGGCAGCAAACCGUCGUGGGGUGACAUUAACAAGCUAUUAUGAUCAAUGAUGUGAAGGAAGUACAAUAAAGUUAAAACGGGAUCUAACCAUAUUUAAGUUUUUGGUUAUUUCCAUUAUUUUGUAGACUAGUUUUAUACUUUGUAAUGUUAUUUGACUUAACUUAUCGUAUUAUUUUAAAGUUAUUAAGUAUUGAAGUGUAGUAAAUUUUGUAUCUGUGAUUUCAGGUUCGCGACUUUAUAUUGUAAAUUAAUGUUUGUAAGGGGUUACUUCCUAGUACAAAUUAUCCUGUAUAUAGUUCCAGUCUGAAGUGAUACACAUUUCACGUGUGUUGAAAUUCACAAGUUUGGUAUUUGUUUUUAGUUCCGGGAUUAAAAUCUAAUUUAAGAGUUGAAUUAGGACAUUCAAGUUACAUGCUUAUCAAUAUUUUCUAAUUUCCGUUGAGU